Molecule: messenger RNA, 886 nt
Organism: Musca vetustissima
Lineage: Eukaryota; Metazoa; Arthropoda; Insecta; Diptera; Muscidae
Exons: 3
Coding region: 79-723 (214 amino acids)
Source: RefSeq, a predicted model, not a curated record
GAUGAGCACGAUAACCUUAAGGAUAUAUUUAAAACCUGGCCACAGUAUAAAGAGGGUCUUGGAGUAAAGUUGAUUAACAUGGACUUCGGAGUGCUGCAUAAAGACUACACACCAAUAUUCGAAUGGGAAACUAAACUUAUUACGGUGUAUAAUGUGAUUAAGAAGGAAAAAUACAUUAAAGAUGCUGGAAUUAAAUCAGUUUUCGAUAGAAUUGAUCCAUCAGACGCAGCUUCAAACAUGUCUUUAUUUAUGAUGCGCUUGACUUGGUGUCUACACGGCUACUUAUAUCCAACAUCAAAAUACCUCCGUAAAGAUAAAGAUGGAAAGAAAACGUAUGGGAAAUACACCAUAAAAGACUCCCAAGAAUCGUCAAUAUUCCUCGCACGAAGUAUCCAAGAAGUAGACAACCACUUAAAUUUCUUAGAAAAGAGAAAUGAGAAUAUUCAACCUUUUAUUUUUGUUGUUGGAGAUGACAAUUUAGAAGAUAAUGACUACAAUUUCUAUGUUUAUUUAGACCAUGCAUUGCUACAUUUUGUAGAUUUCCAGCGAGCACUAGAUACUUGCUUCAAAAGCUUUUUCUUAUUUAAUUUAGAAUUUCCCGGAGCAUCCAAUCAGUUCUGGAUCUUUGUUCAAGAGUACUUCUAUGACAUGAAAUCAGCUCACACAAAAAAUUUUUCAAAAAUACUAAAUAUUUUAAGCGAUUUAAAUUAUACCGAGAACUGAUUUAUAUAUAAAUUAUCUACAUUUAAUAUUUAAUUUUGUAUUUGAAUAUAAUUCAAACGCUUAUGUACAUUUUUAAAUUUUAUCACAUUUAUUUAUUAAUUCAUUAUUCUAAGGAAAUAUUGAAAUCUAUAUUCAUUGUAAAACCCGUAAUGAAUUAUUUUUU